This is a messenger RNA of Strongyloides ratti, 906 nucleotides long. RefSeq lists its product as hypothetical. Bases 1 to 906 code for a protein of 301 amino acids. NCBI's taxonomy places the organism in Eukaryota, Metazoa, Nematoda, Chromadorea, Rhabditida, Strongyloididae. The record is from RefSeq and is a predicted model, not a curated record. The transcript has 2 exons.
AUGGAUAAUACAUCAGUUCCUAUUUUUAAUAAUUUGAAAACUUGGGUACUUGAUGAUGGCAUAUGUGUAACUGCAUCAUUUAUAUCUAAAUUUUAUUGUGAAAAUAAGGAUAAUAUUAAUGGCACUUUUUUAUUAUUUAAAAAAAUGAUUCAUAAAACUAUUGAUGGAGAAGAUUAUGUACAUUAUGAGACAAUUCUAGCAAAUGAAGAAGAUUUAGAUAGAAUAAUAAAUGAUAGCUCAUCAGAUGAAAUUUUAGGAAAAACUUUAUACGCUGUUCAACCAAAAGGUGUAUUGUUUGACAAUAAAUGUUUGAAGCGAGAUUAUCUCAGUUCUACUUCAAAUUUCAGUGAAAGUGAUAACGAUUUCACCGAGGGGGUGAAUGAUGAUUCUUUUGAUAAAAGUUGUGAUUUACCUCAAAAAGAGAAUAUGGAAGAUACUUCAAAUAAUGAUAAUCAGGAGGAAGAUUCUGUUGAUAUGAAGGAAAAUAAUUUAAAUGAAUCUUCCAAAGAAAAGGGAACAAAAAGGAAAUUCAGUGAUGAUGAAGUAGAGAAAACAUGUGAUGAAGAAGAAGAUUUAAAAAAAAGAAAAAUUAGUGAAGAACCGAAAGAUAAUGUACCGGUUAAAUCAAUUAAACCUACCAAGAAGGAAACUAAAAGCAAGACUACAAGUAAAGGAAGUCACAAAGAAAAUACAUUUACAAAAGAUCUUACUAAUAAAGAAAUUGUUACAGAAACCUUUGUGAACGAAGAUGGUUUUUUGGUAACAAAAAGUACUGUGAAAGCAGGGAAAAGUCAACUAUUACAAGACCCUACACCAAAAAGUCCAUUGAAAAAAUCAAAAUCCAGUCAAAGUAAAGUUCCUCAAAAACAAACUUUAUUAAGUAACUUUUUUACAAAGAAAAAUUGA